CAGAGCGUAAGUGAUGCUACGAAGAUGCUAGGCCAAUAUCUGUCCGAUUGCAUCCUACUGGAGUCCAGUCGAUUCAAUACGAAGAUCUGUUUUGCCAACGUCGUCAUGAGCUUCCAGUCGUGUCUGGCUCGCCGCCUUCCUUUCCAGCUCUACGACACCCCAACGUCAGGUGGUGGGCUGAGACUGAUCUGAGGAGUUCCUCUAGAACUCAUCCAUUGCCUGCAUUGCUGUGACCAUGACGAAGGCUGGAUACUUCUUUGAUCCGUCGUGGUUUUCCCCUAUGCCCAGUGCAAUGUGUCUGCUUGUUCUGGAUGAUCUUCGGCUCAAAAUGCUUCCCGCUUCAUGCAUUCCUCGAUGGUAUCAUGUGCUUACUCUUACUGUGCAAAACUUCAACCAGAUCCAUCACUCUUACUAUUCCUUCUGUCCUGUCAUCAAUACUAACUCUUAACAUUGGUAAUCUGCAAGGUCAACAUGCCUAGAGGCAAACAAGAUUCUUCUGGAGAUGUACCAACAUUAAAAAGAACUGCACUUGCUAGCCAGAGCGCCGCAGACAGCCAACACUCGAGACCCAGGAAAAAGAGGAAUCGUUACACUCCCCACGCAUGCAAUCGCUGCAAGGCAGCCAAGGUCCGUUGCGACGGAAGACUUCCAUGCUCUUACUGCUCCACCCGCGAUGCUACAACAUGCCAUUACACUGCGCGGCCGUUGCCUACCUUCCAACUUGGUGACGGACCUACAGAGAAUGACGAAGGUCAAUUCGAGCAGAGGCUGUCAACCCUUCUUCGUCAGCAGAAUGAGAAGCUGGACCUCUUAAUCAAGCGGACCGAGAGACUCGACGCGACAAAUGCCUUCUCUAUCAGUGGACAAUUUGAAAGUGCCUCUUCUCCACCAAGGGUAAAGAAGCCAUUGCCAUUGUUUCAGAGCCCUACGAGCGCUUUCUGUUGUAUCAAUAUUAUCGGAGCUCAAAUCGAAGGGCAUGGUUCCGGCAAUUUCAGUAAUGCAGCACUCCUUACCGCAGUCCCGGUAUGCUCGAAAUCAUCCUUCUCCAUCAUACAAGGUCAAAUCCUAGAAGGAGAAACGAGCGACCUAGCCAGUAGGAAUUCCCCAGAUCCUCCUGGCAACCCGUCUCCAGGAAGCUGCACCUUAGUCGGAACGUCUUUUGCCCCACUUCAACCACUUGAUGAGAUGGAAGACCAUGAAAUACUGCAAAUGCUGAACGACUUUGAAUGUAUGGCUGGAAUCACUUAUCCCAUACUCGACAUGGUCGAACUCAGGCUGAAGACGCAGAACAGCUUGCAAGCUCGACAAACAUCUGGUUUCAAGUACUCAUCAGGCAAUCCUCCGGACACACUUGAGCAUUGUGAUGCUACCAUGCUCAAAUUGGUCGUCGCCAUCAGUCUGUUAGCGGAGGGCGAUGUGCACAAGGAUUUGGCAUCCAGACUAUUCCAAAGCACCCAGUCCGAUGUGCAAGCCAAGGUUUGGGACGCUGUGGUGGAUUUGAAAGACUUGGGCUUGCUGAUCCUCGUGGUCUUCUACCACUUGCAUCGUGGUACUUGGCGUGUCGGUUGGAGGUUCCUAGGCAAUAUCAGUCGUAUCAUCUUCGAGCUAGGUUUAACCAGGGAGAUUGUGCUUGCUCGAGUAUUUCCCGAUUCGAAAGACCGUGUGCGGGCUAUCAACACGAUCUGGACAGUAUUCAUCUUAGAGCAGCACCUGAGUUAUGCUCUCGGACUACCCAAUGCCAUGCAAGGCUUGCGCCUCGAUUCUACGUUCCCACCGCCGGUCAACGCCCCAUUUUUGAAAGCCAUGAUUGAGUAUGCACGUAUUGGCAGAGAAGCUUGCAGCGCGCUCCUAGGCGACAAUAUCAUGGCAAGGGAGAAUCACAAUGUCUGGCAAAACAGCUACACAUCUUUUCAAUGCCGGAUCGACCGCUGGGCCCUGGAUACCACCAUCGAUUUCCACUCUGCCCCCACGAACCAUGCGACCGAGUCUGCUCGCCAGUACCUGGAAACAUUGAUCAAUCUACGGGCGAAUCACAUGCGGACUCUUGUUGCUCGAGCGUUCCUUUGUACGGAGCUCCGUACGACAGCGCCGGUCGACAUAUGGUCGGCCUCUGUUGAUAAUGCCGCCGAUACCGUUCAUGUUUUGUCUCGGCUGGACACUUCGAGCAAGGAGUAUCGCUUUCACAGACCUCAACUCAACCACUUCUUAAUAUCAGCGCUAGAUCUGCUGCUUUUCGCAUGCACAUCGGAUCCGUCGCGCUCGGCACCGAAGAGCGCGAUAUCAUUAUCCGAUGCCACAUGUUUCAAGGCUCGCCAAAGCUCUAUGGUUGCUCUGAACCUCCUGCGUACCCUGGCCGAAGUUUCCGAUCAUUCGAAGAAUCUGUGGGAGAAAACGAGAGGUGUUGCUUCUCGCCUCAAUCUAACAGAUUACCUUGUUCCGGACCAAUCAGCGCCUGGACAGGCUUCCGCAUUUUCUCUUGUCCCUGAUCCCCCCGAAUUCGACGAUGCAAACCCUCAGAUCGAACAGAUGCCGGAGAUUUUACAUCAAUUCUAUGCCGACUAUUCUACCCUCAGCGGCUCUGGCAUACUUCCCGUCCCACUGCGAGAUAAUCUCCACAGUGCUCUGAACAACGCAGCCGAAUUUCCAGAGUCCGACUUCUUCCCGAGCUCCUUUUCAUCUCUAGAAUGAGACAUGGCAUAUAUAUCGCAACAACGACAAGAACGCAGAACACGGUCUAAAGGUCAACAUUAUCCGUAACAUCAACAACGAAUGAAUCGACAUGUGGUCAUCAUUCCACAAGUCACCCUACUUCGGCCGCCUGCUUUUGUCGUUCAUGAGUGGCUUCAGGGCUCCCUCCGGCAGUUCCUCCUACUUGGUCGCCGUCGAGCGGCGCAACUACCCCGUCAAGGCUGCCGCAACGAAUUAUCCAAGACUCUACGAUGCCAGGGACUGUUCUCUGGAAGUUGUAUUAUUUCCUGUUCCAGGUUUCUGUCCAAGCCUCAUACCAACAAUUUGGCUUCAGUGAGGCAUUCGGUUCACUUCCCAGUAUGAAGUCUAGAAAAGCAAGGGCGACCUUCUCACAUCGUCGCCAUAACGAAGUGACGACUCCCACGCUCUUCUUGGCUGGUUGUUUCCCUUACGACAAAGCUGACCGGCUUUGUGAUGCGAGAUCAUCAAACGUGCUCAGCCACAGCAGUUCCUUGUGGGGUCUUCUCUGCAGAUACCUGAAUCUGCUCUACUGUAAAUGUCUCAACCUUCCCAAAUUUUCGGAGGGAAACCCCUGAUGCGAAAAGCUGGUCGACCUCUUCGAGACUGCGCCCCUUCAGCUCUGGGACGAACAGAUAAGCCAAUACCACCAUCGCGCAGCAGAUGGAGCCGUAAAGGAAUCCCACUUUGGCACCCAGAGCGGCAUAAGGGGCCUUGAGCAGAUACGGCAGGGUAAACGAGGUCAAAAAGGUCGUGGAGAUGGAGAUGACGCAGGCAAUGAGAUUGGUCUUUUCCUUGACUCGAGAAGACGCUGCUUCACUGACAACAACGUAGGAGCUGCGCGUGGGAGAUAGGAUACGUUGUAGGCACAAGUAAACAGGAUGAAAGCGGCAACCUGUCAUGAGAUCGUCAGUACCACAGAUUUCCGUGCGAGGAAGGGAACGUGGGCGUACCAGGGUGUUCUUUUGACUGGCGGUAGGAUCAUUCACGACUCCGAUGCCUCCCACAAUGAACAAGAAGAUGGCCAUACCGAGUCCACCGACCAUUAGCAUGGGUCUUCGGCCUACCUGGUCGACAAUGAGCCAAGUGAUGAUCAAACAGACGAGUCCCGAGACAUUCGCCAGGAUGUUGAAGAGGAAAGCUUCACUCUUGAAACCCUGUGACUGAUAGAAGAUGACAGAAUACUGGCUGGAGAAUGCUUGACCUGUAAUCUGUUGUCCGAACAUGACGAGGAUGGCGACCCAUGUUCGCCUUCUGUUGUCUUUGUUGAAUACUUCCGACCAGUUUCCUUUAUCUUCCACAGACCGAGCAUGGCGAAGAGCCUCGAUUUCGAGAUCGACGUCGGCUCUAUCGGCGCCUUUUCGAAGUUUGAACAGUGACUUUUUGGCAUCCUCGACUCGGUCGCGGGAUAGAAGCCUGUUUUGAGGUAGUCCAGUUAGUUUCUCAAGCCAACAGGAUGUUUCGGAAGAGAGGGAACGCUAACCAUCUGGGUGACUCAGGGACAAGUGGUAGAAGUACAACAAUUAUUGACGGCGCAAUAAAUUGAAGGCCGACGGGGAUUUGCCAGGCUGCAUUUGACGAGAUGCCUUUUGUUCCAUAUGUGACCAGAGCAGCCACCAGUUGGCCAGCAGUGAUCAUCAGCUGGAGAGUCGAACCCAUCAUACCUCGCAAGGACCUGGGCGCAACCUCGCCUUGGUAGAUUGGGACCACGACGAUGGUCAUCCCAGUCAUGGCAAAACUGAUGAAUCGUCCAAUUGUGAACUGAGCCGCCGUUGUCGCUGUGGUCUGGAGCAGGACACCACUUGAAAGCACAGUGUCAGCAAUCUGAGGUGUACAGUCAGGGGGAUGGUGCGAUAGUACUGACAUGAAUGACAGUAUAGCAAGCACGAGGACGGCUGUCUUGCGACCAAAUCUUUCAGCAAUGGGACCGCAGGCUAUGGCUCCCAUGGCCUUUCCCAAGAAUGGGAGCGAUGUCAUGAGUGACGAUAACCAGGCUGGCAGAGCGCAAGUCCCCGUGGUGUCAUUGCAUUCACCAAAUCUUUUCCCAAAGCUCUGCAUGCCCUGAACGGCUCCAAAAUUACCGACGUCGUAUCCGAAGUUGAAGGCGCAACUUCCCAUGUACCUAGACGGAGCGUCUGUUAGCAGAUACGUCUCCGGCCUGGCCUUCCUUGCUGGUAUGAGCAGCACUUACAGCAUGACAAACACCAGCGUGAGAUUGAAUUCACGCAUACGGUGGACAAGCGACAGCUGGGGGCCGUCAAGGCCGGUUUCGCCGU
This is a messenger RNA of Exophiala xenobiotica, 4982 nucleotides long. RefSeq lists its product as uncharacterized. The record is from RefSeq and is a predicted model, not a curated record. The transcript is spliced from 5 exons. Gene Ontology annotation, molecular function: zinc ion binding; DNA-binding transcription factor activity, RNA polymerase II-specific; RNA polymerase II cis-regulatory region sequence-specific DNA binding. Gene Ontology annotation, biological process: positive regulation of transcription from RNA polymerase II promoter by galactose; DNA-templated transcription. Gene Ontology annotation, cellular component: nucleus. NCBI's taxonomy places the organism in Eukaryota, Fungi, Ascomycota, Eurotiomycetes, Chaetothyriales, Herpotrichiellaceae. Bases 472 to 2688 code for a protein of 738 amino acids.